GUGCGAUAUUGACACCGGUGAGGUCAAGGGGCGUGGCUUAUCAGCUUCGAUCAACAGACUAUAUACCCUAAGUACGGAACACAUUGUACUAAUUAUCACGGUAAGUGGAAGUCAUGUUUUUCAGUGAUGUUUAUUAAUAUACAAUAACCGCACGUCCAUUCCACGGGAUAUAGCACGCUCAUCACUUAGUUUCACAUAAACGGACGUCAUCAUUACUCCCUGAAGAUGAAUGUUCUGCUGUUCUGGAAGUUGGUUCCUUGUGUUAUUUACUAAGAAGUUUAAACAUAGUGUGUAACUGAAAGCAUAGCGAUACAUCCUACUUACUAAAUACCACGUGACUAAUUCGUUGGAUAUAUCUGUAUCAAAGAACGUGUUUUUCUGCUAAGAUUCCAGCCAUGGGAGCAGGCGCGGUGUUGAUACUAUUUCUACUCCAGUCGACAUUGACGUCACAGCAGUCAUCACAAGACCUCCCAAGGGGACCAUGGCGUCUGGCGUUCAAGGCUGUUCACAACAAACCGAGUGGGCUGUACCAGGAUCUCUUCUCUCUGUACGAGGCGGACGAUACCCUGCACGCUGACGACCUAACCGCAGUCAAGGAUUUCAGCAAGACCAGCAAGCCUUAUAAAUCCCUCCUAUUAGAUGAUUGGACAAAGAAGAAGAUCAGCGUCCAGGCGGUCAAGAUAUCUUUUUUCAAAGAUAAUGAAGAGAAACGCUUCAUCGUUUUCGACGGCUCCGGUAAAGACAAGACGAACUGGAUGGAUUGUGAUAACUUACUGUACUCCUCCUACAGCGAUCUGUCUUCUGCCAACCCCGAAACCUGUGAAAUAGGGAGCUACGCCAGUCUCCGAUUCACUGUUAUGCAGCAAUUUCCCCUAGCGAACCCUUGCAAUUCAAUCCAGGGAUGGACCAACAUUCGGGAUGCCUCGGCUAGUUUCUUCUCGUGUGACAGUAGCUGGCCACAUUCGACUGACGACAGACCCUAUUUCCUGUACGCUACGGGGGACACGAUGGGGACAUUCAGCAACGCUUCAGAGGUGGCGAAAGCUGACAGCAUGGCGAUCUUUUUACAAGUGUGGGACAUGGUGUUCAAAGGAGUAGCGAACCAGGAGACGUUUUUGUGGUACAUCUGGAUGUCCGAACAGACGCGCAACGCCAACGUUACGGACGUUCGGUCACUGACCACGUCUAGUCUACAGACAUACAAAUCUACCGUGGUCAAUAUGUGGUCCGACUACAAUAUAGACAGGGUAAAGUACGCCAUGUUUCUUAGUGGGAAUGAAAAAGCUUUUGUAGUGUUUGACGGGACGAAUACAGACCGGAAGUCUUGGUUUACGCAUGACAAAAUACUAUACUCGUCCUAUACCGAUAUACAGGAUCCUAAGGCGGUGUGCUCGAUAGAGGGAGAUGGUAUACGCCGAUGGCAGAUUCACAAGACUUCGGGUCCAACCUGCGCAGAUGACACAGCGUGGAUGAUGGUCCUUGAUGACGAUAACAGAACUCAGACAUGCGCAUGGGACUAUCAGUCUGGCUUUCUGUACAGCCAGGAACCAGUGGCUGUGAAUUUUGAAAAGGAAUCGUCCUUUAACGCUGCCAAAGUGAAGCAAGCUAACGUCAUGGGAGUGUUUGUACACGGAUGGCGUCCGGUGUUAAAGAUCUCAGCCGGAAGUGACCUCGGUUCUGCCAUUUCUGUAUUUGACCUUUGGUCGACUAAUGUCACGGUCAAUGAUGGAUCAGAAGCUGCAAUGUCCACUAUUCCUGGAACUCCAAAUUUCAAAUCCAAUAUCAUAAAUGGAUGGAACAACCAUAACAUCCGAGCGGUUAAAGUGGCAUUUUUGACUGGAGGUGUACAGAAGGGAUACGCUGUAUUUGAUACCACCACGGCUGACCGGACUAGUUGGAUGGACUGUAAGCGGCUCCUGUACUCCAGCUUCACUGACCUACUGACCGGUACACCGUCCAUCUGUAGCAUACAGGGUCAAGCUUCUGAAGGACGCCGAUUUUUCGUCUCCGGACCGGACGUAGACUGUGAAAACACUACCGCUUGGUUUGUUGUCGUAGACAAGGCAAACAUGGGCUCAUGUCCUUGGGAAACAGCUUCUGCAGACCGUCCGAGGUUUCUGUUCUCCGGAUCUCAAACGAAACAACCUGUUGGAGAUCUCGUAGAAGCGGAUACUUUUGUCAUAUACGUCGAUAUGGCUGAGUGCACCACCAAUCCUUGUGAAAAUGGCGGCAGAUGUGAGGAGAUUGCAGGCAGUCACGUUUGUCACUGCAUAGACGGAUACUACGGUGUUUCUUGCACAGACCGGCUAGGUGGUUGGUCCAAUUGGUCUAAUUGGACAGACUGCACGUUAACGUGUGGGGGAGGAGUUUUAAACAGAACGAGGCUUUGUGACAACCCGCCAGCACAGGGUUCGGGUACUUGCUCCGGAAACUCAUCUGCAAUAGAAAUCUGCAAUGCACAAAACUGUCCAAUCGACGGUCAGUGGUCAACUUGGACGGACUGGUCAAACUGUACUGCAGAAUGUGCAGGAGGUUUACGUAACAGGUCACGUGUCUGUGAUAGCCCAUCCCCUCAAUAUGGCGGUGCUAGUUGUCCCGGAAACGACACGGAGAAUGAAUCUUGCAAUAAUCAACAUUGUCCAAUUGACGGAGCUUGGUCCGGCUGGGGGAACUGGAGCACCUGUUCUGUGUCGUGUAUGGGCGGCCUGCAGACACGAAACCGGUCGUGUAACGACCCUGUACCCCAACACGGCGGAGAGAAUUGUCCAGGAGACGAGUACGAUACCAGUAGCUGCAAUGCCAAUACAACGUGUCCUCCAGUUGACGGUGGAUACGGGGAAUGGACAGCCUGGGGACAAUGUUCAGCCAGCUGUGAAGGCGGGAACUACACACGCACACGGGCAUGCGAUAACCCACUUCCAGAAUGGGGCGGAAUUAAUUGUACUGGAACAUUUUACGAAAUUGACACGUGCAAUGAAAACAAUUGUCCAAUUGAUGGAAACUGGGGAAACUGGUCUGAAUAUUCAGACUGCACCGACUUAAGUAAGGCACAACAGAAAUGCGGAGACGGUCAACGGCUGCGGACGCGAGAUUGUGACAACCCCAAUCCAGAAUAUGGUGGCGUAUACUGUCCCGGUAGCGCCAGCGAUUCAUUGCCGUGCUCAGUCAACUGUUCCUUGAUAUGUCCAGACUAUUGGCAGUCGUAUUGCGAGAUGCCAGACUCAUCCACUGUCCGCCCGCUCUAUUCUGAGAUCCUGGUUGGAGUCGUGCUUUUACUGAGUCUCCGUCAAAUAGUAUGACGUCAUUAAUGACGACAGAAGUGUGAAAUAGUGGGGAUAAUAUAGCUCUUUUGCCAACAAUUCAGAUGUCAUGAUAUGAUGAACAAUGUAUCUAGGUGUCAUUGGUCUGUUUUAUUGGCGGAAAAAUAACACGCUUUGAUAUCUACAUGUACCAUCUACGAUUUAGUACAUGUGCAAGAAAUCUGAUUUGACCACAUACUUAUGGCUGUAGGUGUUCAUUGAGGUUCAUCGAUCGACUGAGAGAAACACUUUAAUUUCUAAUGACCAUGGAGCUUAAUGUAGAAAUGCUCGUUCUGACCGUAGCAUACAUUAUCGAAUGUUUUAGUGUAUUUCAUAACGUGAGAGAUUAUUUUUUUUAAAAUUUUAGUCGAUCAGUUUAUUAAUUGCAGUGGCUGAAUUAUGUCUAGUCAAAAUUCCUGUUAGUCUAAGCCGCUAACAUGUUCGAAUAUUAAGACGAGCUUUCUUUUUUAACUGAAUAUCCCAAGAGUGUACAUUAUACUGUAGAUAUAUUAAAUUGCUACCACAUGCCCUCAACCACUAGGUAGCGGGUUCGAGACCUACGUGGGGCAGUCGGGUUUUUUCUUUCUCCGGGAUCUCUUUUUUCAACCAUCAAAACCUGGCACGUCCUUAAAUGACCAAAGUCACUUUGAGUGAUGUGGCCCAAUCACCAGUGAACAUUGCUGUUAUAUAACACUUUGUGUGAUGAGACCCAAUCACCAGUGAACACUGUUGUUAUAUAACACUUUAUCUGAUGUGGCCCAAUCACCAGUAAACAUUGUUGUUAUAUAACACUUUGUGUGAUGUGGCCCUAUCAACAAUGAACAUUGUUGUUAUAUAACACUUUAUCUGAUGUGGCCCAGUCCCCAGUGAACAUUGUUGUUAUAUAACAGUUUGUGUGAUGAGACCCAAUCACCAAGUAACAUGGUUGUUAUAUAACACUUUGUGUGAUGAGACCCAAUCACCAGUGAACACUGUUGUUAUAUAACACUUUAUCUGAUGUGGCCCAAUCACCAGUAAACAUUGUUGUUAUAUAACACUUUGUGUGAUGUGGCCCUAUCACCAGUAAGCAUUGUUGUUAUAUAACACUUUGUGUGAUGUGGCCCUAUCAACAGUGAACAUUGUUGUUAUAUAACACUUUAUCUGAUAUGGCCCAGUCCCCAGUGAACAUUGUUAUUAUAUAACACUUGUGUGAUGAGACCCAAUCACCAAGUAACAUUGUUGUUAUAUAACGCUUUGUGUGAUGUGGCGCUAUCAACAGUGAACAUUGUUGUUAUAUAACACUUUGUGUGAUGUGGCCCUAUCAACAGUGAACAUUGUUGUUAUAUAACACUUUAUCUGAUGUGGCCCAGUCCCCAGUGAACAUUGUUGUUAUAUAACACUUUAAGUGAUGUGGCCCAAUCACCAGUGAACAUUGUCAAAUGUCAUGAUAUGAUGAAACAUGUAUCUAGGUGUCAUUGGUCUGUUUCAUUAGCGGAAAAAUAACACGCUGUGACAUCUUACACCUACGGUUUAGUACAUGUGCAAGAAAUCUGAUUUAACCACACAAUUGUAGUUAUAGGUGUUUAUUGAGGUUCUAUUUCUAAUGACCAUGAUGCUAACUGUAUAAAUGCUCGGUCUGUGGGUUUUUUCUCCGUGAACUCUUUUUCAACCAUCAGAUCCUGGCACGUCCUUAAAUGACCAUAACUGUUAAUAGGACGUAAAACACAAUCAACCCAAACCACUUCGCUAUGAACAGCAGGUGUUGUAUACAAAACAGCACUAUAUAAUACAGUUCCUAUAUGAGUAGACUAAUGGACGAGCUGCAGUAAAACUUUAGUCCACUCUGUUACGGACAGUAGUAUAAAUUAAUCAAAGCAUAAGCCAGUUCCUCUUCUCUAAGGACAGUGUAUGUAUUAAUGUUACAGAAACCGUAAAUAAGCUGACCGCAGUAACAAAUAUAUAACAUGCGGAUUUGUUUCCUUCCGCACCGUAAUAGUAUAUCGAGUUUCACAUCACUUAGAUUAAUGCUGUUCAUUGAUUAUCUUAUGUGUUCAAACAAGUUACUACAGGAGCGUUUUACAUGGAUUUUGUGUUAAACUGAAAUUGGAAAUUGUCUAUCAAAUACGUUAGAUUAUGCAAUGUCUUAUGGCGUUGCUGUGAACGUUAGUGGAACAUCUAUACUUGUUAUUUUUUCUGCACAACAUCACCUUAAGAGCAUUUCACUAUUUUGUCCAUUUUUCCUUACAUUAACUUCACAUUUUCCACUUGCAAACGUUAUUGUUACAUUUACGUGCUGAAUCAACUGAAUCCUCGGUACUCCAUAGGUUACGCUCACUUUCGCUGUUUACGUCAUUGAAGGAAAAUUAAAGGCAAGCUGCUAGCUAUUUAAUCGGGUCAAGUAAAAUAAAACCUGACCAUUCGUAAGCUGAUACCUGUCCUUUGCAGAUUACAGAGAAGCGACAUUCAACUGCAAAGCCAGUCAAUUUUACUGUUACGCGACCGCGAUAUUCUUUUGAUGUACAUCAAAGGAUCAAACUAUUUAUUG
This is a messenger RNA of Mizuhopecten yessoensis (Yesso scallop), 5823 nucleotides long. RefSeq lists its product as uncharacterized. The record is from RefSeq and is a predicted model, not a curated record. The coding region runs from base 396 to 3299 and encodes 967 amino acids. The transcript is spliced from 22 exons. Lineage: Eukaryota; Metazoa; Mollusca; Bivalvia; Pectinida; Pectinidae. Gene Ontology annotation, molecular function: calcium ion binding.